Messenger RNA from Clunio marinus, 1188 nucleotides. Lineage: Eukaryota; Metazoa; Arthropoda; Insecta; Diptera; Chironomidae. The record is from the annotation of a GenBank genome assembly.
AUGGAAGUUACAGAAGAAAUCAAGUUGAUCACCAUGGAAGAUUUCACUAAAAUGGGAAUAAAAUGUUUCAAGCUCAUUGGAUUGAAUUUAGAAUCCAGGAAAGAAGUUACAAAAAAACCAAAAGCUUUCAUGCUUCUUGGUGAAUUUCACUUCUUUUUGUUUUUGAUUAACAUUGGUUUGAUUGUUUGCGCGCUGCUUGGUUAUGCAUAUAAAAAUUUGCAUGAUAUAAAGAUCGUUGCCAGAGUGCUACCAAAUUUAACUAACGCACCUUACUUGGCUAUAAAAUUGUUUGUGUUUUACUGGAAUCGUGACAAGAUAAAAGAUGCUUUGAGUAUCCUAGAAGAAUCAUUCCCGAAAACUGAAGAAGACCAAUUAAAUUUAAAUGUUCAAACAUAUUUGAAAGAAGUGAAAAUGUUCGUCAAAGGUUUUGGAUUUCUUAUCAUCGUUCUCCAAGUUGUUUUAAUUAUCUCUCAAGUUGUUUUGAUAUUUAUGUUUGGCACAACGAAACUUCCCUUGGAUAUUUGGUUGCCAUUUUCCUACGAAAAUUUUAUUAUUUUUGGGGCUGUAAGCUUAUGGAUGGGUUGGAUUUGUUUCGUUGUUACAACUGGCACUUAUGCAGCUGAAAUUAUUUUGUUUGCUACAAUUUCUCUAUCGUCAAUGAAAUUUGAUAGUAUCAAACGAAAAUGUGAGAAUAUUGGCGUCAAUGAGUUGAAAACCGAGGAAGAAGAAUUGACAAACAUAAAGGAAAUCGUCGAAGAACAAAAUGAAAUUUUUAAGUUCAUUUUCGACUGGGAUAAAAUUUUCUCGUCAUUAUUUUUAUAUAAUUUUGUUCAAAGUUCAAUAUUACUUUGUUUUAUUAUUUUUCUUUUGUCCUCAAGCAGAGACAUAUCAACUUUUGUUCUUUAUUUUCCCUACCUUGGAACAAGUUUGAAUCAGAUUUUAUUGUUUUGCUUUUUGGGACAAAAGAUCGUCAACUCAAGCUCAUCUGUUGCCAUCGGAAUCUACAAUAGCAAAUGGCAUCAAAUUAAGAGCCUUAAGAUUCGAAAAGCUCUCCUUAUGAUCUUAAUUAGAUCACAGAAACCAAGUGCAUUGACAUUGAAAAAGUUUGGCGUUAUGUCUUUUGAGACUUUUACGAAAAUUUUGGCUGCUGCUUACUCCUACUUCACUUUGAUGAAGAGUUUCAUGUAA